Messenger RNA from Chrysemys picta bellii (western painted turtle), 2024 nucleotides. Lineage: Eukaryota; Metazoa; Chordata; Testudines; Emydidae. The record is from RefSeq and is a predicted model, not a curated record.
AUGUGGAUGCAGGGGGUGCUGGUGUUUCUGCUCUCCGGGCUGUCGGCACCGGGCCGGGCCCAGCCCCUGCGCUGCCGGGUGGGGGAGCAGCUGCCGGCCAGCGCCCCCCAGGACCUGGGACCCCCCGAGGCCGCCCUGCUGCGCGACGUCUCUGGCCUCUUGCGCUUCAUCCGUGCCCAGCUGCGGCAGCUCGCCAGGACGGAGAGGGGAGGCGCCCCCCUGCUGCCCCCCAGGGGUCCCCCUGCCCCACACCACCUGCUAGCUGGCCUGGAGAUUGGCCUCUGCUCGCAGUCCCAGGACCCUCAGCCCAUGGCGUUGUUGGAGGGAAAGGAGGCCGCUGGUCGCCGCCAUCUUGGAGUGAGAACGAGGCCGGCCGGAGGGGGGAGGGGCCGAGUCGAAGCCCCGCCCCCACCCCGGGGCAGCUGCCGCAACUGUCGGGCGGCUGCGCGCGGGAGCCGUUGCGGGGCCGGGCCACGCUGGCGCCCCCCGGUCCGUUUCCUGCUGGGCUCUGCCCCGGACAAGGCGCCCCCCAGCCCGGAGCCCCUGGCCCCCCGGGCCCCCCCUGGCACCGGCGUGGCGGAGGCUGGGCGGGCGACAACGGGGUUCAGGGAGGCGGCGGGGGACCUGGCCACCCCCGAGCUGCACACCAGCCUGGCCCUGGGCGAGGAGGUUCGGGUGGCCACCCACCAGGGCUUCGACGCCCACCGGGCUGCCCAGGAGCUGCUGGUCACAUCCUUCCUCGCCCGCUGCAGUGUGGAGGGCAAGGCGGCCGCAGGUAUGAACAUCCCCCGGGAGCAGCAGCUGUACCAGGGGCUCGUGAGCCUGCAGGUGCCCGCAGAGGAGGUGCUGAGCUGCGCCCUGCAGGAGAAACUGUCACUCGUCCGAUCGCAGCCUGAACCCCGCAGGGAGCCCGUCCCCGAAGGCCCGGACCUGCUGAUGUUCUACGAGCCCCAGGAGCUGGUCGCGGAGACCCCGUACCUGGGCGUGGAGGGGCUGCCCCCCCUGCGGCUCCAGCCCCAGAUCCGACCCCCGGCCUCCACCUUCCUCAUGUUCCGCAAGCUCCAGCAGUGGGAGGCCUAGCGGGGCCGGGAUGCGGCUGCCCCCUCGCCCCUCCCUGACCCGUGUGGUUCUCACCCUUUGUACCCGGCCCCCCAAUAAACCCCCCUCUGGGCUCAGCUGCGGUGCCUGAACAUUGGGGCGCCCCACGUGGGCUGUGGCUCUCCCACGGGCAGGGUGGUGGAUUGUGUUUCCCAGCAUUCCUAGGGGCGGGGGGAGACAGCCCAUAGUUCCUGGGCUCCAGGGAACAGGGCUCUGCACGUGGGGGGGGGGGGGAAGCGCCUAUAUGUCCCAGUCGCCCUUGCGCGACGGGACUCCAUUUCCCAGGAGGCCCAGCGGCGGCCAAGGCCCUUUUCCCGUCGUGCCCCGCGGGCAGGGAUGGCGGGCGCGAGCGGGCCGCGGCUGUCGGCGGCGGAAUUCGAACGGGCGAAGCUGAGUUACCUGGACACCAUCACCCAGGAGCUGCAGGAGGCGGCCGGGCUGAUGGGGCAGCUGGACCGGAACCUGAGCGCCUGGGCCCGGCGGGCGGGGCAGCCGGAGGCGCUCGCCCAGGUGUGGCACCGCUUCCAGGCCCAGCUGGCUUCCGGGUGUGCUGCCCCAGGGCCCCCCCGGGCUCCUACGGCCCGGCCCUGACCCACCGCUGGAGGGAGAUGGGAGCCCCUGCUGCCCCCCCCCAAUAAACGCUGCCUCCGGCCUUGCUCCGCAUCCUGUCUCGCUCCUUCUCGCCGCCCCCCAGGCGCCACGCGGGGGCAAUAAUUGCUAACGGACAUUUCCGGCUAAGCAACGGAAGGGGAAUCCUACCUGAGAGCACAGUGACUUCGGAAAUAGCCUCAUUACAAAUGCACUAGCCAACGCACACUAAACGCAGCCUGGAUUUGUUGAUUUAAGGACGCUGACGUUGUGUAUUUCAACAGAGGGCCUUGACCAGUUGUUUCAACUGUUUAUAAAUCUUUAACUUUUUGUCUCAA